This is a messenger RNA of Argentina anserina (silverweed cinquefoil), 1341 nucleotides long. RefSeq names its product serine/threonine-protein phosphatase PP2A catalytic subunit. Gene Ontology annotation, biological process: mitotic cell cycle. Bases 161 to 1081 code for a protein of 306 amino acids. Lineage: Eukaryota; Viridiplantae; Streptophyta; Magnoliopsida; Rosales; Rosaceae. The record is from RefSeq and is a predicted model, not a curated record. Gene Ontology annotation, molecular function: protein serine/threonine phosphatase activity. The transcript has 6 exons. Gene Ontology annotation, cellular component: nucleus; cytosol.
GAUCUUCAGCACCCAAUCCCAUCUCUCUCUCUAUUCCCAAAAAAACCUAACCCUAAUUCCCAAUCUCCGAUGACCUAGAAACCUCCCACUUCACUCCGUUUCCGGCGAGUCCAGCUCCCCACCGCGCCGCCAAAUCAAGAGCCUAAAACCCUCCGCGACGAUGCCGCCGACGGCCGAUCUGGACCGUCAGAUCGAGCACCUGAUGCAGUGCAAACCUCUGACGGAGGCGGAGGUGAAGACGCUGUGCGAGCAAGCGAGGACGAUCCUCGUCGAGGAGUGGAAUGUGCAGCCGGUCAAGUGUCCGGUCACCGUCUGCGGCGACAUCCACGGCCAGUUUCACGACCUCGUUGAGCUCUUCCGGAUCGGCGGCAGCGCUCCCGAUACCAAUUACCUCUUCAUGGGCGACUAUGUAGAUAGAGGAUACUACUCGGUAGAGACGGUCACACUUCUAGUUGCCCUGAAAGUACGAUACAGAGAUAGAAUUACAAUUCUGAGAGGAAAUCAUGAGAGUCGGCAAAUUACUCAAGUGUAUGGGUUUUAUGAUGAAUGUUUGAGGAAAUAUGGAAAUGCUAAUGUCUGGAAGCAUUUUACUGACCUUUUUGAUUAUCUGCCACUGACAGCUUUGAUUGAGAGUCAGAUCUUCUGCUUGCAUGGUGGACUUUCCCCCUCCUUGGAUACCUUGGACAAUAUUCGGGCUCUUGAUCGUAUACAGGAGGUUCCUCAUGAGGGUCCAAUGUGUGAUCUAUUGUGGUCUGACCCAGACGAUCGAUGUGGUUGGGGAAUAUCUCCUCGAGGUGCUGGGUAUACUUUUGGUCAAGAUAUAGCAGCACAGUUUAACCAUACUAAUGGGCUCAGUCUUAUUUCUAGAGCUCACCAGCUUGUUAUGGAAGGCUACAAUUGGUGCCAGGAAAAGAAUGUUGUAACAGUAUUUAGUGCUCCAAAUUACUGCUAUCGAUGUGGAAAUAUGGCUGCAAUCCUUGAGAUUGGAGAGAAUAUGGAGCAGAAUUUCCUUCAAUUUGACCCAGCACCUCGUCAGGUUGAACCUGAUACAACACGAAGAACUCCCGACUAUUUUUUGUGAUCCGCAUAACUUACCACCAAUCAGCUAUUUUUCUUGUUCCUUGUCGUGCUUUUGUAGAUUUGUCUCACAAAGAAGAUGAGUUUUGAUGUUCAGUUGAGAAAAAGACAGAAAGAAACCAUAUCAUUCUUUUGGUUAGAGUUGUUCAUUUGCUUAAUUUAUGUGAUUUAUAGAAUGUUCUGGGUAACAAUUGCAUCUUGUACUGAAAUAGUUGACAAGGACGUAAACUACAAUGCAUCUUCUAAGAGCUGCAUUGUAUUUCA